Molecule: messenger RNA, 1667 nt
Organism: Lingula anatina
Lineage: Eukaryota; Metazoa; Brachiopoda; Lingulata; Lingulida; Lingulidae
Product: core alpha-(1,3)-fucosyltransferase
Cellular component (GO): membrane
Molecular function (GO): fucosyltransferase activity
Source: RefSeq, a predicted model, not a curated record
CGCCGUUAUAAAGGAUUGACACCUCUGUAAAAGACCGCAUGCCACGAGCAGCAGUGUGUCCUCCAGCCCAUGGACGGCUAGUUGAUCGGGUGAUAUAUCUUCACAUUUAACAGAUCACACUUCAGAGUUCGAGUAGUGGUGGUAACAGGAUUACAGUGGGUCUAGAAUAUAACAGCACUGGGCUCAGUCACCGCCUUCAAUACACCUGGUUGGUAUUAACGAGUGACUAUAUCGUUGCAGCAUAUGAGGUGCCACUUAAAGCGGAUAGUGUAUGGCAUCUCCUUGACAUGUUUUCUCGUUGGAAUUUGGACGUAUAUAAAAUCGUAUAGCGGAGGCAGGCAGACUGUUUACUUAUACCAAAAUGACGCCCUUGCCGCCUCUGCUGCGGGACUUAAGCUUAUCCUGGUGUACACCGGAUUGCCGGCGGGGAUGCAAGCAGGACAGAAACAAUUCAACGCAGAUGACUGCCCUGUUAAGAACUGCUUCGUGACAGCGGAUAGGACAAUGGCGUCGAAGGCAGACGCCAUCCUUCUAAUGGGCCAGGCCGUCAAACCUUGGCAUCGCAAACCCCGGCACCAGGUGUGGAUCCUGUACCUGCUGGAGUCCCCCCACCACACCCCCAGGCUGGAGGGGCUGAACAACCUAAUCAACUGGACGGUCAGUUACAGGACCGACUCCACACUUAUGGCUCCAUACGGCUCUUAUGUUCCGUAUGGUAAUAUGACUACCGGCCAAGACUUCGCCUUCAACACACCAAUGAAGAAGAAUUAUGCAGCGGGGAAGACUAAGAAAAUCGCAUGGUUUGUCUCCAACUGUGGAGGAGACAGGAACGGUCGGAGACGUUACGCAGAGGAGUUAAAUAAACACAUGCCAGUGGACAUUUACGGGGGGUGUGGCAUUAAGACGUGCUCAAAGGAAGACCCCCAUUGCCUGGAUAUUUUGGACAGGGACUACAAGUUUUAUUUAUCAUUUGAAAAUUCGAACUGCAGAGAUUACAUCACUGAGAAGUUCUUUUUGAAUGGUUUAGGGCAUGACAUCAUACCAAUCACGAUGGGGGGUCGCCCAGACGACUACAAGAGGGCAGCACCUCCGCACUCCUACAUCAACGUGGAUGACUUCAAAAGCCCCAAGGUUUUGGCUGAAUAUCUGCACAAACUCGACAAAAAUGACGAUCUUUACAACGAGUAUUUCCGCUGGAAGAGCUCCUUUCACUCGGUGAACACGUUCUUCUGGUGCCGCCUGUGCAGGAAGAUGCACGAGGUGGGAAAGAGAAAACCCACGUGGUAUAAGAAUCUUGACCAAUGGUGGCGAGGGGAUGGGGUGUGCUCGCCAGGGAGGUGGGAAGAUGGACGCUCCUAUGUAUAAUAUAUAGUCUAGAGGGGAGGGGGUAUGCUGGCCAGGAGGUGGGAAGAUAGACGCUCCUAUGCAUAACGUCCUUGUAAAUAUACUACCACCGGUUCACUUAUUGGCAUGGUAAUCAAAGACUUGCGAACCGAUCUCUUGUGGAGAACAGACUCUUUAUUACUUUAUACUUAAUACACAAAGACGUGGAAGAUUCUUUGUCUCAUCCUCAAAAACAGGUGCUAUCAAAACCAGGUGCUAAAUCCGUCAACUGGGAUGCGGCCGCCACGACCCCUGCAAGUCAGUGUAAACCUCCCGUAGUAGAA